UGGAGAGAAGGGAUUCAGAUGUGCGCUGCGGCGAAAGGAACACCUCUCCUCUAUUAAAAAACUUACCACAUAUGAAAGAAAACGUUUUCCCUCGUAACCGCGACUGAACAAAAGGGAGACUUCCGUCAAUCUCGCCUGGAUAUGCCCCUGCUUUUUUCAGACAACUGUUAGAUAUGAGUAAAAAACGGAUUUGACCUGUUUUAGAGAACUUGCGUUCACACCCAACAGUGGCCCUAUAAAAUGCUCAGGUAGCCUGCUGAAAAGAGAAACAACUAAAGACGCCACCGCAGAGGCAGCGGAUAUAUACCAUGGAACGAUAAUAUGAAUCUCCCCUACUUGCAAGGGGCCGAGUGCGUCACCUCUUUUUCACUACGCUCUCCCCUGCUGUUCUUGUGGAACAGGAGCGCAUUCAGUUGGGGAGUUUGACCAAAGAUCUACGCAAGAAUUUUUUCAUUUUUGGGAGCGUUUUUUGACAUUGUAUUUUAGUGAGUGCUCAGGAAUGGCAGGAACUGUUCCUUUUUUGGUGCUCUUUGUUUUGACACUCUCUGAAAGAGGUUUGAGUGUGUCUUACCCACAGCGGUACAAUCUGUACGCGGGGCAAACUCAGUCCCAGGCGCAGAAUGGAGUGAGAGCAGCGAGUCGACACAGAAACUGGUGUGCAUACGUGGUGACACGGACGGUGAGCUGUGUGGUGGAGGACGGGGUAGAGACCUACGUGAAGCCAGACUACCAGCCCUGCUCCUGGGGGCAGGUGCAGUGCCCCCGUGUGGUGACGUAUAGGACAUACAUGAGGCCCAAGUACAAGGUAGCCUACAAGAUGGUCACUGAGAUGGAGUGGAGGUGCUGUCAUGGGUACAGUGGAGAUGACUGCAGUGAUGGGAUGAAUGGAGGCUACACCACCCACAGACCCUGGCCCAAACCUUCCAAUCCAGGACAGACAGGCUCAACCACAGGCUCAGGCCAAAGUGGAGGAGAGGGUAGAGGUGACAGUGACAAGAUGAGGAGGCUGGAGGACAAGAUCGCAAGUCUGACCAAAGAUCUCCAUGACCUGCAGUCCACCCUGAGGGGCAUGAAUGAGAAGUUUCAGGAGGAGAUGCGGAAACCAGGGUCCGGUGGCCGAACACCAGCAGAUGAUGCCCAGCCCGGGAUGAAGCAGACCAUCAACAACAUCCAGGCCAAGCUGGACCAGUUAGACAACAGGACCCAGGCACAUGACAGGACACUGCUAAACAUCAACAACCACCUUGUCAAUGGCAAUGGAAAUUCCGGUGGCGGUAACAGUGUGGACAGUGAGGGAGGUGGCCAGUUGAAUACACUGAAGGAGGAGGUGUUGAGGGAGCUGGAGCACAGGGUGUCCUUGUCCUGCUCCUCUUGUCAGUCAGGUGUGGAAGACCUUCGGCGGCAGCAACUGGAAGACCGCGAGAGGAUCCGUGCCCUGGAGAAGCUGGUGAACUCGGUAGACCAACGGCACCGUGUGAUACUGGACAGCCUGCGUAAGGAGGUGUCCCGCUCACAGAGCUGCUGCAGUUCGCUGACUGACCAUGGCCGGAGGCUUGACCAAGUAGAGAAGAAGAUUAGCACAGCAUCGGAGGCCUACGAUGUCCUCCAAGUCCAUCUGGACAGGAAGAUCCCUGGUUGGGGGAGUAGUGGUGGGGCUGGGGGAGGUGCCGUGGUAACAGAGGACGGGUUUGAUGGGCGCCUGCAUGACCUUGAGAGGCGGCUGAACAGGACGGUACAGAAGGCAGAGGAGACCUGUGGAAGUGCAGGCGUUGACCUGAAAGACACCUUUGGGAAGGAGAUCAUCAACAUUCGGAAUGAGGUACUCGACCAGAUCGAUGACCAAGACAACAGGAUAACCAGUGUGGAGAACGCUGGGAGAAUCCUGAAGGAAACCAUCUCAGACCAUGGUGACCGCCUGGCCCGGCUUGAGAACGUGACCGCGCACCUUGACCGCAAGGUGACUUCAGCAGUGACCACGUGCAUGGAGUCAUGUGGGCGUAGGCCAGGGCAAGGUGGCAGCGAAACCGACAAUGCAGUUAAGACCCUGCAGUGGAAGGUCAUAGCCAACGAGCAUGAGAUCAAGAUGUUUGACACCAGGCUGAAAGACCUUUCCGUCUCAGGUGACUCCCUAACUGACAAAGUGUUGAACCUUGGCCACGACGUACGCAAAAUCAAGGCCUUGACUGGAGAGAAUGGUGAGCGCUUCAACCGCAUCGUCACGGAAAUCGAGACCUUGGGUGAGCGAGUUGACGACUGCGAUGCCUGUGACUCACUGAGUAAUGAUCUAGGAGCGCUAAGGAAUAGCACCAGGGACAUUCUCAACAGGCUUCGGACAGACAUUGACAGAAUGAGUGACCGGAUGGACUCAGAUGGAACUUCCUGUUCCCAGGUGUGUUCAAACCUGCAGGAGGAGGUGGGGAAGCUAAAGGAAGACGUCGAGAGGUGUACAGGGCAGUGUGGCGUUGGGCCUGGUGAGACAGACGGGGACCCUGACCCCCAAAAGCCCUUGGACGGGCACAGCGUCAUUGGUGGUGCUUCUGAUGAGACACUGAAGUCAAUUCAGGGUGAGCUCUCUGAGGUCAUACUAACCUUCAGCUCCGUAAAUGACACCCUGAGGGGCCUGGAAGACACAGUGCAGAAGCACGACAGCACCAUCACAGACCUGAGCAACACCAAGGACAGGAUCUUCUUAGAGAUCGACAAGAUUCAGCAAGAAAUGACAAGGCAGGUGGAGGAUAACCGCGGUCGCAUGGACCAUUUUGACCGCGAGAUCCGGCGUUUCACAAACAACCUGGUUGUGGAGAUGGGCGACUGCCGGAGAUCUUCGGACGGGCUGGAGAAGAGGAUCUCCAAGGUAGAGGACGUCUGUGGCCGGCUGGAUUCGGUGAAUGAUGGCCUGCAGAGGAUCAAGGAUGGUCUGAACAAACAUGUGACUGGUAUCUGGGGCUGUGUCAAUGACCUCAAUACCACUGUCACCACACAUGGAGAGCUCAUUGAUGACAUCCGGAGCAUACAACUGGAUGUUGUCCAUGGAAAGAUCAAGUCUCUCAACUCCUCAGUGCAACGCUAUCACAAUGACUUUGACAUUUUCUCCAAACAGGACUUUGUUGGACCACGUGGCCCCCCAGGUCCUCAAGGAGAGAGGGGCUACCAGGGGCCACCUGGGCCAAAGGGUCCAACAGGCAAAGAUGGGCCUCCUGGCAAAAAUGGUGUGGAGGGCUCAAGGGGACCCCCAGGACUCAGAGGUGAACGUGGUAUGCCUGGAGCCGAUGCCAAUGUACCACGAGUGUCUUUCUCCGCUGGUCUAACAUACCCACAUGUUAACCCAGGAACCAUACUCUUCAACAAGGUGUUUGUCAAUGAGGGAGAGUUCUACAACCCACAAACUGGGAUCUUCACGGCCCCGAUGGAUGGGCACUACUUCUUCAGUGCCGUCUUGACAGGCCGCAAGAAUGAGAAGAUCGAGGCAGUUCUGUCCAAGUCCAACUACGGCAUGGCACGGGCAGACUCGGCUGGGUACCAGCCCGAGGGCCUGGAGAACAAGCCCGUGGCUGAGACCAAGCCCACACCAGGGUCUCUGGCCAUCUUCAACAUCAUCCUACCACUACAGGUUGGGGACACCAUCUGCGUAGACCUGGUCAUGGGCAAGCUGGCUCACUCGGUGGAACCACUGACCUUCUUCAGCGGGAUGUUGUUGUAUGAAGACAUCUGAGGUCCAGCCAGAACACGAGGAGAAACUUUUAAAUAAAUACAAAACAAACAUGUUAAGGAGGGAAUUUUUUUUUUAAUGCAGUGACCUUUUACACUCAUAACGAAACAAAAACAUCAAUAGGAAGACAAUGGCACCAUUUUUUCUUGGUUUCAUUUGUAAACCCAAGUGCCACUGAAAGACCUGAUUAAUUGCUUGAAGACAGGAUAUAACAGACGUUAUAUGGAGCAGAGACUUGCCUGUGAUGGUGUACCUUUCCCAUCCCAGGGAUGAAAGUUUUAACAGAUGCUACUGCAGUUUUAUUCUACUUUAUCUGUGUCUUUGCAUUUCACUUCAGACAAGAGUUAUGGAUAAUCAUACACGCACCAAACCUGACCUUGAUGUGCUGUCAAAAUCUUGUGGCUAACUUUUUUCCAAUGGAAGGUGGAGUUCUACAGUUUGGAAAUGUAUUUUUGUGAGGGUGGAUUUGAAGUGAUUCCAGGCAAGAGAUAUUUCUGUGCACUUUUAGUCUGUAGUUUUACCUCGUGGUUCCAUUGGGAAUGGCACUCCACAGCACAGCCACGCUGAAAAUGUUUAAAACUAUGCAGUUAAUGUGCCUUAACUCUGUACACAACAACACAGGACCUGUUGUCCUGAGUGUACGGUCAUACUGAUUUAGCCUCAGUGAUGUAACUUGCAUACAUUUUAUUUAAAGGUUUAUACAAAAAACAUUUUAGUAGAAUAACCAGAAGAUACAGUGUAGUUUGGUUAUGUUGUGAUAGGAUCCCAGAAGGUUCGCAAUUUCUUGAACUCAAGCCAAAGAUUACAAGAAGGGGGCUUAUUUUAAACACGGCUUUUUUGCUUCAUGAAAAAGGACAAAUUGCAGUCAUUAAUGGGACCACGGGUUUAAAUGUUUUUUUAUGGCCAAAAAUAAAUAUCAGUCCUAACAGAUGACACACAUUGGCUUUUCCACUACAUUUUCAUCUGGUUUUGUAAUUACAAGAGGAGUAUUUGGAAAAUAUACUGGCAUUUAUCCCAUUCCUGUGCUAGAAUGUCACACGAUGAAAAGAGGAUGCAUCGUGACACCACCAGCCCAAAAUUGAGGUCUUCCUCGGGAUUAGAGCAAUCAGGUCCAGAAAAUUUCCUUGCAUAUCCAUUAUGUGGUUUUGUGUGUUUUGUCAUUUUGAGGUUCACUCUGAGUUAGCAUUCCUGUUAGGGAAAUUUUGUUGGACUGAAUUGCUCUGAGACUUUGUCUGUUAGAAAACUAUUGAAAUGCGGUUAAAAUGUGUACAGUAUGCCAUUCAUUUAUGCUACAGUUUAGACUGACGAAUGCAAAUAAACACCAAAGGAUGCUCUAUAUGCUGAAAUAGCAGAACUGCAUGAAUCAAACACCUGACAUUUUACCACAUAGAAUAAAUUAAUUAAUAAAAUACACAUGGUAAGGCAAGGAAUUGACAAAUGAAGAUUUUAAUCUACUGCCUGCAUCCACUACGGAUUUCCCCAGCACUUAACAUUCUGGUAGCUGUCCGUCUCAAGAGUAUUUUACUUAAAUAUGGUGUUUUACUUAAAUAUUUGGUUUUAUCAGACCAUGUCUGAAACGGAGACUGUCUAGUAAUUUAAAAGAUUCCAAAGCCUAAGAGUUUCACUUUCAUUCAAAGUUUUUUUUUCCUACAUUAGAUGAAGCUUUUAAAAAAAGGUAUGAUCUCAUUCAGCAUGCAAUCCAAAGUGGCUGUAAAUUUUUGUAUAUUUUUUGUACAACUCCUCACAGGUUAUCUUCAAUGUGCAUUGGCUACACGUGUGAUUUAAAUAAAGAUAUUUAAUUUUACACAG
This is a messenger RNA of Conger conger (European conger), 5518 nucleotides long. It is a transcript of the gene emilin1b, whose product is annotated as elastin microfibril interfacer 1b. The record is from RefSeq and is a predicted model, not a curated record. The transcript is spliced from 8 exons. NCBI's taxonomy places the organism in Eukaryota, Metazoa, Chordata, Actinopteri, Anguilliformes, Congridae. The coding region runs from base 500 to 3712 and encodes 1070 amino acids. Gene Ontology annotation, molecular function: protein binding.